AUGACGGAGGUGGGUAGUAUGGAUGGAACUAUGAGGAGGGAGGUGGGUAGUAUGGAUGGAACUAUGAGGAGGGAGGUGGGUAGUAUGGAUGGAACUAUGAGGAGGGAGGUGGGUAGUAUGGAUGGAACUAUGAGGAGGGAGGUGGGUAGUAUGGAUGGAACUAUGAGGAGGGAGGUGGGUAGUAUGGAUGGAACUAUGAGGAGGGAGGUGGGUAGUAUGGAUGGAACUAUGAGGAGGGAGGUGGGUAGUAUGGAUGGAGAUUAAUAAAGGACUAAAUACACGUGUCGACCGACGGUGAAAAGCAGCGUGUGGCCGUGUGAUCACCUGCUGGGUGUCGACCGACGGUGGUGAUUCAGCGUGUAGAAUUGGGAAAUAAACAGAAAAUGACCACUGAUUUUCUGGUCAGAGGAAGAUUGAAGCACAUGCACAUCUGGUGCUUUCCAUGCCAACAAUGGCCUCAAACCAUGUCAUACUGCAAUAAGAGCUCUUCAUCAUUGUCUUGAGUAUCUCUACAUCAAAAUGUGUUGCAAUAUAUGAAUGUUCUUCUUGCUACGGCUAGUGGUAAUAUAGGCUCAGUUGUGUGCUGCAGACUCCUUUCUAAAGCCAUCUGUUUCCCUCUCUCUGUCCCUCUCUUCCUCCAUACCCAUCCCUCUGUCUGCGCUCGCCCUCCCUCCCCCUCUACUCUCCUCCCUCUCAGGCUCGGCUGCGUUGCCAGGCAACAUGGCGUACUUUGGGAGUGCCCAGGAUGAUGUGGAUCUGGAGGAUGAAGAUGAUGAGGAGGAGGAGUGUGACGACAGGAUGUCAGCUCUCAGCCACAACUCCACUUCCUGUCCGUCCUCACAGCGGAAAAACAAAACAACGCCGGGGAAGAAGGUUUCCAAUGGACAUGGUACUCACUACUGAUCUACCAUGUUUGUUUUGUUCUCCUUCUAGUUCGCUCAGUCGCUCAGUCGCUCAGUCACUCAGUCACUCAGUCACUCAGUCGCUCCGUCGCUCAGUCACUCAGUCACUCAGUCACUCAGUCACUCAGUCACUCAGUCACUCAGUCACUCAGUCACUCCGUCGCUCAGUCACUCAGUCACUCAGUCGUUGGCUUGGCUUGCUCACAAUAACUCAGUCAGCCAGUCACUCACUCACUCAGUCACUCACUUAGUCACUCAGUCAUUCACUCACUCACUCAGUCAUUCACUCACUCAGUCAGUCAGUCAGUCACUCACUCACUCAGUCAGUCACUCACUUAGUCACUCAGUCAUUCACUCAGUCAGUCAGUCAGUCAGUCACUCAGUCACUGACUCUUUCCCAGACGUCGUUCUACUUCACCUAGUAACUGAGUAACAGAGGCCCAUACUGUAUAAUACUCCCUCACCAAUCAGAAGAAGCCUAGUGAAUUACAGCUCUGUCUCCUCUCACACCACGAGCAUAUACUGUAACAUAUAUAGUGCACUACUUUUAACCAGGAACCCUGGCCAAAAGUAGUGCACUACAUAGGGAAUAGGGUGCCAUUUAGCAAGCAAACCAUGUACUCAAUGAUCCGUGUCCACAAAUAGAGCUCCAUCAUCCUCCCUUCACACACACACACACACACACACACACACACACACACACACACACACACACACACACACACACACACACACACACACACACACACACACACACACACACACACACACACACACACACACACACACACACACACACACACACACACACACACACACACACACACACACACACACACACACACACACACACACACACACACACAAACACACAACCUGUAUGCAUAACACCAGGCGUUAUUCACUUCAACUGAAGCAAAGUAUACAUAUCUCUCACCCAGAGCUCACCCAGAGCUCACCCAGGGCCGUGGGUCUUAAAGGAGCAGCAUCUCUCACCCAGAGCUCACCCAGAGCUCACCCAGGGCCGUGGGUCUUAAAGGAGCAGUAGCCCUCACCCAGAGCUCACCCAGGGCCGUGGGUCUUAAAGGAGCAGCAGCCCUCACCCAGAGCUCACCCAGGGCCGUGGGUCUUAAAGGAGCAGCAGCCCUCACCCAGAGCUCACCCAGAGCUCACCCAGGGCCGUGGGUCUUAAAGGAGCAGUAGCCCUCACCCAGAGCUCACCCAGAGCUCACCCAGGGCCGUGGGUCUUAAAGGAGCAGUAGCCCUCACCCAGAGCUCACCCAGAGCUCACCCAGGGCCGUGGGUCUUAAAGGAGCAGUAGCCCUCACCCAGAGCUCACCCAGAGCUCACCCAGGGCCGUGGGUCUUAAAGGAGCAGUAGCCCUCACCCAGAGCUCACCCAGAGCUCACCCAGGGCCGUGGGUCUUAAAGGAGCAGUAGCCCUCACCCAGAGCUCACCCAGGGCCGUGGGUCUUAAAGGAGCAGUAGCCCUCACCCAGAGCUCACCCAGGGCCGUGGGUGUUAAAGGAGCAGCCAUGUUUGUACAGUAUACACACAGAGUCUCAUAUAGAACGUAUGGUUGGACAUAUAGAGCUGAAAGGUGCUCUGUGGGAAAGCCACAUGUUACUCGGAGCCAGAGUGUUGGUCCUGCACACGUUGAGGGAACCAGAGACUUCUACCAGCAAGAGCUCGUGCCAAGUAGGACACUUUAAUAUGCUGCGCUGGCAGGAGACCAACUGCUUAGUGUAAAAUACAGCUCCCUCAGGCAGAUAUAGAGCACCGCUUUCACUGAUUAACUGACCCAACAAAGAGUAUUUCUCUGUUUCACUAAUAUCUUACUAUCCAACAUUGGACACUUUCUUUUCAGUAGGCCUGUCAUAACAGUACUUUGAGUUUGAAAGCUGCAGUAUAUUCGAAUGGACGGAUUAGAUUUUUUAAUAUCACCGUGGGUGGUACUAUAUUUAUUUUGUUCCCCUUUUCCCGGAGAUAUUGAGUGCCGUUGAAAUGAAAGCGUUGUAAAAAAAAAUAUAUAUAAUUCUCACAGUUCAAAUAGGUGUUCAAAUAGGUGUUUGUUAGAAUGACACUACUGGGAGCUCCACAGUGAGUCACUGAAAGCGUUUGAACUGAUUUGACUAACACCGUCUUUUCAAGUUACCUUGUAAUAAUAAUCUACAUGUAAAUGUAACAGUCAUAAUACAAACAGACAUAUCAUGACAGAUAGGCAGUUGCAUCCCACUGGGCACACAUUGGUUGAAUCAACAUUUUUUCCAUUACGUUGAACCAACAUGGACUAGACAUUGAAUUGACCUCUGUGUGUGAUGGGUGAUUUGAAGGAGUCAGGCGCAGGAGGGUAAAUCACAGAAUACAGAGUUUAUUCCGGAAUACAGAGUUACGCAGAAAUGCGUCAAACAGUCCAGUGGCAAAACAGGCGCACUGGAACCAAACAGGCACACGGGGAAAAUAUACACCGGCAAUACAAAAUACACGGAGCUCAACCGAGCUACUCUCUCCUCACAUUAAACAAUCAGCCACAAGGACAAGGGGGGCAGAGGGAACACUUAUACAUGUACUAAUGAGGGGAUAUGAACCAGGUGUGUGUAAUAAACAAGACAAAACAAAUGGAAUGAUGAGAUGAGGAGCGGCAGUGGCUAGAAGGCGGGUGACGACGAGCGCUGAAGCCUGCCCGAACAAGGAGAGGAGGCAGCUUCAGAGGAAGUCGUGACACUGUGCCCAGUGGCCUAGCUCUUAACACACGACAGAUAGACUGACAAUGCUAUCAUAAUUAUCAACUUAGGCAUUGUUAUUCAAGUGUGAAAUAUGGUUUAGCUGAGAAGCUCCUGCAUAAUUUCAAUAGAAAGCCUAUUUUGUUUGUCCAUAUAGGACGUUUGUUUUUUUGCUGAGUUGACGGACCCUCCACCUCCAAACGCCCCCUUUUUCAGGACCCUGUCGCAAAGAUAAUUCGUGAAAAAUCCAAAUAACUUCACAGAUCUUCAUUGUAAAGGGUUUAAACACUGUUUCCCAUGCUUGUUCAAUUAACCAUAAACAAUUAAUGAACAUGCACCUGUGGAACGGUCGUUAAGACACUAACAGCUUACAGACGGUAGGCAAUUAAGGUCACAGUUAUGAAAACUUAGGACACUAAAGAGGCCUUUCUACUGACACUGUAAAAACACCAAAAAGAAAGAUGCCCAGGGUCCCUGCUUAUCUGCGUGAACGUGCCUUAGGCAUGCUGCAAGGAGGCAUGAGGACUGCAGAUGUGGCCAGGGCAAUAAAUUGCAAUGUCCGUACUGUGAGACGCCUAAGACAGUUGACAGUGAGAGGAAGUUUCUUUUUUUGCUGAGUUUAGUAUGGUGUUUACGGUUUGUUAAUUACACAUUCAGUGUGAAUGUGGCUUUGGCCACACCACUUUCAAGGUUAAUGUAAGGAUAGGUUAAACAGAAAAGUUGUAAAACUGAUGUUGAAGAAAGGCAGAUCUUCACAUAUUUUGUUAGUGUAAACAGUCCAUAUAUUUAAUUGUCCUCAUUCUGUGUUCCAGUUUUGAAUGGCCACUGCAGGUCCUUACGGGGGAAGGAGCUCAUCCUGAGGCCCAGAGGGAGAGAGGCUGUCCAGGCCAGAGAGAGGGCUGAGCGGGGAGAGGCCCGGAGGGAGCACCACAGGACCUCUAAAGGACCCCCAGCCAGGAACUCCGGCACCACCCACAGCCUUCGCCACAGCAGGCCCACCCAGGAGCACCCAAAGCAGGUACACCAGGGAGACACGGAUGGGCUGGGAUGGAGAGUACCUGGACUGAAUCCCAAAUGGCAUUCUAUUGAAAAUUCUCUAUGUAGUGUACUACUUUUGACCACCGCCUAUAGGGCUUUGGACAAAAGUGGUGCACUAUAUAGGGAAUAGGGUGCCAUUUGGGACAGAUUCAGUGUGUAUCUUAAUGGUCUGAUGCCAGCGUGCCAGUCUGUUAGUGUUGGCCCCAGUAGACCAUCGCUGCUGGAGGGUUUACAUUUCCUGUCCUCCUGGUACAGCUUCCUGUUGGCUACAGGCAUGUUGAUCUCUCUCUCUCUCUCUCUCUCUCUCUCUCUCUCUCUCUGUCUCUCUCUGUCUCUCUCUCUGUCUCUCUCUCUCUCUCUCUCUGUCUCUCUCUCUCUCUCCUCUCUCUCUCUCUCUCUCUCUCUCUCUCUCUCUCUCUCUCUCUCUCAUAAACCAGACUUCCCCUUCCCCUCUGCCGUAACUAACCCCUCAAUGUUUACAGAUCUGAUCUGUAAGGUUUAAGGAAGCAAUAUGGUGGAAACUCCACUACACUGCUGACAUAGUCUGGUACACAUUGUUCUGUAUGGCACUGGGAGCAGUGAUGCCCUCUGGUGGGCGGAGUGGGAUAGUUCCUAAUUAUUCCCAGCAACUCUAAGCCACUCCCUGACACACACAGACACCUUAUGCAGAGGAAUAAUACUGACAGUUACUGGCUUUAUGUACAUAACCUUGGCAGACAUACAUCAUUAAGGAUAUUUAGCAUGAGUGCUAUUUCAAACACAUUCCAAUUUGGGUCUUCCGUCAUUCAGGUCUGUGACCCAAAUGGCACCCUAUUCCCUAUAUAGUGCACUACUUUUGAUUGGUGCCCUAUGAGCUCUGGCCAAAAGUAGCGCACUAUAUAGGGAAUAGGAUGCCAUUUGGGACGCAGAUCUGAUCUCCUUUGUGCAUCUGCUGUUGUAUAGGAGGGGUGCCAGAAGCCUCUCCCUGUCCUUGGCAAACCAACAGGUGACAGAUUGUCAGGUGUCCUGUCCACCUUGGACUGGAACUAAUCAACCACACCUCAGUAAGAGGAGAUCUGAAUUCUGUAAUGUUCCAGUACUGUGUAUGCUCAGAUUAAAACGUGGACCGAUGGUCAAUGAUAAAAUGUAUAGCAGCACUAGAUAUAGAAGGAGAGGACAUACUGUAGCGAGGUACAAAUGAUGAUGUGUGAGAUUUCCCAAAUUACUUUAUUUUUGAUAAUCCUACUUUUGUCUAUUGCAGGUUUCAAAAGUGAACAGGCUGUCGCGGGUAUCGUCAGCUACUGUACGCAACUCCUGUGCCAAAAAGCCCCCGGCCUCCCGAACACUGCCGUCCAGAACUGUGAAGUCCACAGCCGCAGCGCUUCCCAGGGGCCACAUCCCCUACACCAAAGCCAGACUUCUCAAAGAGGCCAAACUCACACUGGGCAAAAGAGCCUCCUCCAAAGCUCGCCAACCCGUGAAGACCCACCGCCGCCCUCACCCUCGCACACCACACUCCAACUCAGGAAAAGCCUCAAGCGGCGAUGCAAAGACUCCCAACAAACAGGAGGUACAAUCCAACAAGGCAGCCGGCGGGUGUUGCCUACAGCGAGUCAACAGGCAGCUUCACCCAUGCCGAUGUGGCGGUCAGCAGGUACUGCAGGGGCGUGAGGGCGUCAGACACUCCAAGAGACGUCUGGGGCUCCCGGCUGAGGAGUGUCCGACAGAAACACCGGAGUCUUCAACGGAGGUCAAAAAGGUCAGACUGCAGGUCAACGCCCCGGAGACGCGAAGCAGCAGGAAGGUCAACGUCCAGGAGAAGGCUGUGGCGGUGUCAGGCGGCCAUCUUGGUAAGGUCACGUCAUCCCGACCUUCCUCCUCGGAGCGAAGACCGAAACGAGCCUCCGCUGGCACGCUGAUGUUGACCCGACAGGCACAGCCCAUACCCCCUAUUGCUAAUACUACUACUACUACUACUACUGCUACUACACCACCAGCUAAUAACACUACUUCUAAGAAAACUUUCCAGGCCACUUCCAAGAACACUUCCCAGGGAACUUCCAAGAGCACUUCCACCUCCACUUCCUCUACCUCAGCAGCCAAGGUCAAACCAGGCACCAGCAGCCCAGCUAAAGCAGCAGCAGAACCUAAAGCAGCAGAGAGGCAGCGGGGACAGCGGGGGUAGUGGGGAGAAGAGAGGUGCAGCACCACCCCCGUCCCUGUCCCUAACCGAGGUGCCAGUGUUCAGACCCAGUCUGGAGGAGUUCCAGGACCCCCUGGUGUACGUGGAGGCGGUGCGGGUGCAGGCAGAGAGCUAUGGGCUGUGCAGGGUGGCGCCCCCUCAGGACUGGAGGCCAGAGUGCAAGCUGAAGGAGGACAUGAGGUUUGUGACCCAGGUGCAGCACAUCCAUAAGCUGGGUCGGCGCUGGGGGUCCAACGUACUCAGGCUGGCCUGCAUCAGGAAACACCUCCAGGCCCAGGGUAUCUCCAUGGAAGACCCACCGCUCAUAGGUACAUUUCUGCAAGACUGAUACUUAGGUUGCGUCCCAACUACUUUUGACCAGAGCCCUAUGGGGGUCCUAUGGACCCUGGUCAAAAGUAGUGCACUAUAUAGGGGAAAGGGUGCCAUUUGGGUGCCACUAAUGUUUAAUGUAAAAUACAUUUUGGGAGCAGACACAUCAUGUUAUUCUAGUACAGUUUUACUUUAUUCUAAUACAGUUUCAUGUUAUUCUAGUACAGUUUUACUUUAUUCUAAUACAGUUUCAUGUUAUUCUAGUACAGUUUUACUUUAUUCUAAUACAGUUUCAUGUUAUUCUAGUACAGUUUUACUUUAUUCUAAUACAGUUUCAUGUUAUUUGAGUACAGUUUUACUUUAUUCUAAUACAGUUUCAUGUUAUUCUAGUACAGUUUCAUGUUAUUCUAGUACAGUUUCAUGUUAUUCUAGUACAGUUUCAUGUUAUCCUAGUACAGUUUUACUUUAUUCUAGUACAGUUUCAUGUUAUUCUAAUACAGUUUCAUGUUAUCCUAGUACAGUUUCAUGUUAUCCUAGUACAGUUUUACUUUAUUCUAGUACAGUUUUACUUUAUUCUAGUACAGUUUCAUGUUAUUUGAGUACAGUUUAACUUAAUUCUAGUACAGUUUAACUUUAUUCUAAUACAGUUUAACUUUAUUCUAGUACAGUUUCAUGUUAUUCUAGUACAGUUUCAUGUUAUUCUAGUACAGUUUCAUGUUAUUCUAGUACAGUUUCACUUUAUUCUAAUACAGUUUCAUGUUAUUCUAGUACAUAGGUCCUCACAACUCUACAAUGAGUGGCUAUCUAUCAGUUUCCUCUUGUUAGUGUGCUCUACUAUAGUCAAAAGGGCUGCUCCCAAAUGACCUCUGACCCAUCUCUCAUCCUGACCUCUGACCCAUCUCGCAUUCUGACCUCUGACCUCCCUCUCAUCCUGACCUCUGACCCACCUCUCAUCCUGGACCUCUGACCCACCUCUCAUCCUGACCUCUGACCCACCUCUCAUCCUGACCUCUGACCCACCUCUCAUCUCAUCCUGACCUCUGAACCACCUCUCAUCCUGACCAUCUUGCCCAUUGGCUGCUGCUGAUUGCUCUAAGUGUGUUUGUUAGUGAGACCUUGACUGACCUUCCUAGUGAGGAAGGAUUACAGUUCCUCUGCCAGCUGGCAGCUUUGAUGAGAUUACACUGGGAGAGAUGGGGCUGUCAGGAUGCCCGACACACACACCACACACACACACACACACACACACACACACACACACACACACACACACACACACACACACACACACACACACACAAACAAACCACACACACACCACAAACACACGCACACACCAACCAUUUUUUGAGCAAGGAGACCCCAUACAGCCAAGCUAUGGUGAAAAGGGAAGACAGACAGAUUGUCUUCAGUGAUCUUUUUCCUACUACAACAUUAUAAUGGUUCAGUAUAUUACCCACCAUGCUGUGCUCUGAUGGGACUUCUCAUGAGUAGAGUAGCUCACGCACACUGGUACUGGUCUGGGGGUUGUCAGAGUGUGUGUGUCUGUGUGUGUGUGUGUGUCUGUGUGUGAGUGUGUGUGAGAGUGUGUGUGUGAGAGUAGGUGUGUGUGACAGUGUGUGUGUUUGUGUGUGUGUGAGAGUAUGUGAGAGUGAGUGUGUGUGACAGUAAGUGUGUGUGAGAGUGUGUGUGAGUGUGUGUGUGAGAGUGAGUGUGUGUGUGAGAGUGUGUGUGUGUGUGUGUGUGAGAGUGAUUGUGUGAGAGUGUGUGUGUGUGAGAGUAGGUGUGUGUGACAGUGUGUGUGUUUGUGUGUGUGUGAGAGUGUGUGUGUGUGAGAGUGUGUGUGAGAGUGUGUGAGAGUGAGUGUAUGUGACAGUGAGUGUGUGUGAGAGUGUGUGUGUGUGAGAGUGAAUGUGUGUGAGUGUGUGUGUGUGUGUGUGAGAGUGUGUGUGUGAGUGAGCGUGUGAGAGUGACAAAUGGGGAAGGUCUGUAAGGGGUUUUACAGGCAGCAGACACCAUGGGGAGGAAGAGCAGAAGAGAUAUCAGCUGGGUCUCAAAUGACACACUAUUCCCUAUAUACUGCACUACUUUUGACCAGGGCCCAGAGGAGUUCUAUAGGGAAUAGGGUGCCAUUUGGGACUUAGCCGUUCUCUCUCUCAGGCUCCAAUACCUACAGGCCUCUGCUUUGUCAGAGUGGGCCUCAACAUCAAAUAGGAUAAUGGCUGUCUAAACCAGGCUGUCCUGUCUAACAGAGCCGUAUCAUUCAUUCGUCAGACAUCCACAGUCUCGCAUGUAGAAUAUUUGGGUGUAAUUAGUUUGCAAGCUUAUUGUAAAUGUAGUGAUUUGUAGUGAACGUUGCUGCUUAUUCAGACUCCAUGUUUAUCAGCCCCAUCGGUCCUCUCUAUAUCGUCACAGGUGCAUACAUCCAUUAACCAGUGUUCUUCUAUCUUGGUCAUGGGGACCCACUGGGUGUGCAUGCUUUUGUUCCAGCCCUGUGCUAAUACAACAAAUCAACCAAUCAUUAUUAAGCCAUGUGGGUUCCCAGAACCAGGAUUAAAGAACAUUGUUUUAACCUCCUUGUUCUGUGUUCCCUCUCACCCUCCUUCACUCCCUCUCUAUCCUCCCUCCCUCCCUCUCACCCUCCUUCACUCCCUCCUAUCCUCCCUCCCUCCCUCUCACCCUCCUUCACUCCCUCUCUAUCCUCCCUCCCUCCCUCUCACCCUCCUUCACUCCCUCUCUAUCCCCCUCCCGCCCUCUCACACCCUCCUUCACCUUCCCCUCUCUAUCCUCCUCCCUCGCGUCCCUCUCAUCCCUCCCUUCACUCCCUCUCUAUCCUCCCUCCCUCCCUCCCUCCUCACCCUCCUGUCACUCCCCUCUAUCCUCCCUCCCCUGCUCCCUCCCUCUCACCCUCCUUCACUCCCUCAUCUAAUCCGCCCUCCCCCCUCUCACCCUCCUUCACUCCCUCUCUAUCCUCCCUCCCUCCCUCUCACGCCCCUCCUCUUCCUCCACAUCCUCCCCCUCACCUUCUCACUCCCUCCCUCCCUGCCCAGGCGGCUGUGAGUUAGACCUGGCCCGGUUCUUUCAGCUCAUCAACGACAUGGGCGGCAUGCAGCAGGUCAGCGACAUGAAGAAAUGGAGUAAGCUAGCCGACCAGCUCCGUAUCCCCAAGACUGCGCAGGUACUGUACCGCUUCAAGGUUGGGUCCCAAAUCGCAUAAACGGCACCCUGUUCCCUACAUAGUAGACUGCUUUUGACCAGGACCCAUAAGGCUCUGGCCUACUAUAUAGGGAAUAAGGGGCCAUUUGGUACCCAGCCACCUUGUGUUGACCAUGAUGCUGUUCUGUAACAAGCACUUCUUUCCAGCAUCCAUGUCUUGUAGUGUUUCAUCUACACCUGAAGUGGGUCAUGUUUUUUAUUCUACCUUUUUAUUUGAGACUGACUACUGAUGAAAACCAACUGCCAGCCCAGCUAGCUGCAUAGCUAAGUACAGCACUUUGACAUUUGAUGUGAACACUAACCUAUGCCCACCCUGUCAACCUUCAAAUGCAACGUAAUAAUGCCCUACCACCCAAACCACAGGAUCGUCUGGCCAAGCUGCAGGAGGCCUACUGCCAGUACCUACUGUCCUACGACUCCCUGGACCCCGCUGAGCGCUCCCGCCUGGAGAGGGAGGUGCUGGAGGAGAAGGGGAGGCUGGAGAAGAGGAGGGGGCCCCUGGAGGGCCACCCAGAUGACUCCCAACAGAGCCUGCUCCAGUUGCCCCGCUGUGAGCCCAAGAAUGGCCUGGUAAACGGGGUGGUGCAGAGGAACGGCCUGCCCAGGAGCCUGGAGGAAGGAGAGAGAGAGGUGAAGAAACAGGAGGAGAUGUGGCUGAGGUCCAGCAGGAGGAGGCUGUUCGCUCAGGAGAAGAAAGGAGGAGCGGAGGAGGAGGAAGGGGUUCUCAGCGACCAGCACAAGUGUAUAUACAGGGUAGGUCAUUUCAGCCUGUCUCUGGCCCUGUACACACUCAGGUUGAACAACUGAUGUUUAGCCCAACAAAUUUAGCACAACAAAUGUGAUACAACAGAGUUUUUCUGGACAAAAAAUAAUUACACAAGCAUAGUGGAGGCACUACACAACGCUUGUGUAAAUAUUGUUGCGCAAACGUGUGUGAAGAAUCUAUUGGUAGCAGAGUCUAUUGGUUAAUGAGCUCUGUGGUAGCUGUGUGUGUGCAGAGUGAAUACAGUGCAGCACUGUCAAUACAGUCUAUUGGUUAAUGAGCUCUGUGGUAGCUGUGUGUGUGCAGAGUGAAUACAGAGCAACACUGUCAAUACAGUGUGUAUAGCUGUUAGUGCCUGGAGGCAGAACUACACUAUCCCUGGUUCAGUUGCUCUCACAUCUAAUAUAGGUCACUGCACAUCUGCAAGCACAGAGGCCAAACACACAAUCAGACACACGCGCGCACACACACCUCAUUUUGACAACACGUCACCCCAUGUCAACUUAUCACUGUCAGUAUUUCUGUCUUCAUGCUCCAUGAUGCUCUUCUGUUGCUCACAGUUCUCUUAUAAGUAGUAUCAGUUAGUUCUGCUGUAGUAUCAGUUAGUUAUCCUGUAGGAUCAGUUAGUUCUGCUGUAGGAUCAGUUAGUUCUGCUGUAGUAUCAGUUAGUUCUGCUGUAGGAUCAGUUAGUUCUGCUGUAGUAUCAGUUAGUUCUCCUGUAGUAUCAGUUAGUUCUCCUGUAGUAUCAGUUAGUUAUCCUGUAGGAUCAGUUAGUUCUGCUGUAGUAUCAGUUAGUUCUCCUGUAGUAUCAGUUAGUUCUCCUGUAGUAUCAGUUAGUUCUCCUGUAGUAUCAGUUAGUUCUCCUGUAGUAUCAGUUAGUUCUCCUGUAGUAUCAGUUAGUUCUACUGUAGUAUCAGUUAGUUCUCCUGUAGUAUCAGUUAGUUCUCCUGUAGUAUCAGUUAGUUCUCCUGUAGUAUCAGUUAGUUCUCCUGUAGUAUCAGUUAGUUCUCCUGUAGUAUCAGUUAGUUCUACUGUAGUAUCAGUUAGUUCUACUGUAGUAUCAGUUAGUUCUGCUGUAGUAUCAGUUAGUUCUCCUGUAGUAUCAGUUAGUUCUCCUGUAGUAUCAGUUAGUUCUCCUGUCCUGUAGUAUCAGUUAGUUCUCCUGUAGUAUCAGUUAGUUCUGCUGUAGUAUCAGUUAGUUCUCCUGUAGUAUCAGUUAGUUCUCCUGUAGUAUCAGUUAGUUCUCCUGUAGUAUCAGUUAGUUCUCCUGUAGUAUCAGUUAGUUCUCCUGUAGUAUCAGUUAGUUUUGCUGUAGUAUCAGUUAGUUCUCCUGUAGUAUCAGUUAGUUCUCCUGUAGUAUCAGUUAGUUCUCCUGUAGUAUCAGUUAGUUCUCCUGUAGUAUCAGUUAGUUCUCCUGUAGUAUCAGUUAGUUCUCCGGUAGUAUCAGUUAGUUCUCCUGUAGUAUCAGUUAGUUCUACUGUAGUAUCAGUUAGUUCUCCUGUAGUAUCAGUUAGUUCUCCUGUAGUAUCAGUUAGUUCUCCUGUAGUAUCAGUUAGUUCUCCUGUAGUAUCAGUGUCACACUCUGGCUCUGGGACUUUUUAGGUUGAGUCAGGGUGUGUAGAUUUCCGUGUGUUUUGUACUGUGUUUAGUGUCUAGGUGUUCUCGUUCUAUGUUUGGUCAGUGACUCCCAAUCGGAGGUAACGAGUGUCAGCUGUCGGCUCGUUAUCUCUGAUUGGGAGCCAUAUUUAAACUGUCUGUGUUCACCUUGUGGUUGUGGGUUUUUGUUCCGUGUUCCUGUUCAGUCAUUGUCACUGUGGACUUCACGUAUCGUCAUUUGUUUUGUGGUUUUCGUGUUAAGCUUUAUUUAAUAAAGUCAUGUUCGCUCAACGCGCUGCGCUUUGGUCUACUCCUUACCAAGACGAUCGUGACAGAAAAACCCACCUUAACCAGACCAAGCAGCGUGUUCAGGAGCCAUCGCUGGCAGAUCGCCGUGGAAACCUCGACUGGAUCAAGCAGCGGGACGAGGAGAGAGGAUGGACGUGGCAGGAGAUGAUUGCGAGUCUGGCAAGAGGGAGAGAGGCCUGGGCCACGGGGAGGAGAGACCCCCAGGAAAUUUUUAGGGGGGGGCUCACGACGUCGGGGCAGCAGGUGUACGGGUUAGAGCGGUGCAAAGCGUUGGCAGAGAGGGCCGCCAGGUUAGGGGGGCCACUGGGCACAGAGGAGAGGGAAAGUGUGGAGGCACGGCGAGGGGUACUGGGAUGUGUUACCAGUCCGGUCCGGCCCGUUCCUGAUCCCUGCGUGGAGCCAGUGGUGUGUGUCCCCAGUACGGUUCGGCCUGUUCCUGCCAUUCCCACCAAGGCAGUGGUGCGCGUCGUCAGCCCAGCCCGGCCUGUUCCUGCUUUACGCACAAAGCCUACGGUGUGCGUCGCCAGCCCAGCCCGGCCUGUUCCUGCUCCACGUACGAAGCCUACGGUGUGCGUCGCCAGCCCAGCCCGGCCUGUUCCUGCUCCACGCACCAAGCCUACGGGGUGCGUCUCCAGCCCAGCCCGACCUGUUCCUGCCACUCGCACCAAACCUACGGUGCGCGUCGCCAGCCCGGCCCGGCCUGUUCCUGCCACUCGCACCAAGCCAAGGGUGCGAGUCGUCAGCCUGGUCCAGCCCGUUCCUGCUACUCGCACCAAGCCAAGGGUGCGAGUCGUCAGCCUGGUCCAGCCCGUUCCUGCUACUCGCACCAAGCCAAGGGUGCGAGUCGUCAGCCUGGUCCAGCCCGUUCCUGCUACUCGCACCAAGCCAAGGGUGCGAGUCGUUAGCCUGGUUCAGCUCGUCCCUGCUACUCGCACCAAGCCAAGGGUGCGAGCCGUCAGCCUGAUCCAGCCCAUUCCUGUUACUCGCACAAAGCCAGGGAUGCGAGUCGUCAGCCUGGUGAGGCCCGUUCCGGCUCUACGCAUCAAGCCUAGGGUGCGUAUCGUCAGCCAGGUCCGGUCCGUUCCUGCCUCACGCGCCAAGCCAGGGGUGCGCGUCGUCAGUCCAGAUCCUACCAGCUGGGUCAGAUCGGACCGGGGGCGCUACGGGGGGAUUGAAGAAGGGUGGUGGUCAAGCCCGGAGCCGGAGCCGCCUCCGAGGAGCAACACCCACCCAGCCCUCCCCUAUUUGGGGUGUAGGCGCGGUCGGAGUCCGCGCCUUUAGGGGGGGGUACUGUCACACUCUGGCUCUGGGACUUUUUAGGUUGAGUCAGGGUGUGUAGAUUUCCGUGUGUUUUGUACUGUGUUUAGUGUCUAGGUGUUCUCGUUCUAUGUUUGGUCAGUGACUCCCAAUCGGAGGUAACGAGUGUCAGCUGUCGGCUCGUUAUCUCUGAUUGGGAGCCAUAUUUAAACUGUCUGUGUUCACCUUGUGGUUGUGGGUUUUUGUUCCGUGUUCCUGUUCAGUCAUUGUCACUGUGGACUUCACGUAUCGUCAUUUGUUUUGUGGUUUUCGUGUUAAGCUUUAUUUAAUAAAGUCAUGUUCGCUCAACGCGCUGCGCUUUGGUCUACUCCUUACCAAGACGAUCGUGACAAUCAGUUAGUUCUCCUGUAGUAUCAGUUAGUUCUCCUGUAGUAUCAGUUAGUUCUCCGGUAGUAUCAGUUAGUUCUCCGGUAGUAUCAGUUAGUUCUCCUGUAGUAUCAGUUAGUUCUCCUGUAGUAUCAGUUAGUUCUCCUGUAGUAUCAGUUAGUUCUACUGUAGUAUCAGUUAGUUUUCCUGUAGUAUCAGUUAGUUCUCCUGUAGUAUCAGUUAGUUCUACUGUAGUAUCAGUUAGUUCUGCUGUAGUAUCAGUUAGUUCUCCUGUAGUAUCAGUUAGUUCUCCUGUAGUAUCAGUUAGUUUUCCUGUAGUAUCAGUUAGUUCUCCUGUAGUAUCAGUUAGUUCUACUGUAGUAUCAGUUAGUUCUCCUGUAGUAUCAGUUAGUUCUCCUGUAGUAUCAGUUAGUUCUCCUGUAGUAUCAGUUAGUUCUACUGUAGUAUCAGUUAGUUAUCCGGUAGUAUCUGUUACAGUUCUCCUGUAAUAUCAAUUACUUAUAGCGUUUAAUCUCUCCGUUUGACUUCCUACUUUUUUAAUUAAACCUGGCUCGUAGGGAGUAUUCUGUCUGUGAAUGCCAGCAUAGCUGGGUCCAUAUUAAAUAAAUAUAUUGGGCCAUAAUAAGAAAUACAGCAAUCUCCUCCACACAUGUGGGAAAGCUUACAGUGACUGACUGUAGUCCAACAAACCAGGUAUUGUCCUGGUGUCACGAUCGUCUAAGGAGGAGGACCAAGGCGCAGCGUGAUGAACAAACAUACUUUAAUUAGUUAAAGUUUAAACAAUACAAAACAAGAAACGACUCGUGAAAUCCACGGUAUCAAUGACCGAACACGGAACAAAAACCCACAAACACAAAGGGAAAACAGACAGUUUAAAUAUGGCUCCCAAUCAGAGAGAACCAGCCAACAGCUGACACUCGUUGCCUCUGAUUGGGAGUCACUCAGGCAAACAUAGAAUACAACAAACUAGAAUGAACACCACAGAAUGAACACACCCUGGCUCAACAUAUAGAGUCCCAGAGCCAGGGUGUGACAGUACCCCCCCCCUAAAGGCGCGGACUGCGACCGCGCCUCAACUAAACAAAACAGGGGAGGGCUGGGCGGGCAUACCUCCUCGGCGGCGGUUCUGGCUCCGGCCUUGACCACCACCCUCCAAUACACCCCCCAUAGCGCCCCUGGUCCAGUCUGGCCCCGCCGGCUGGAGCCGAACUGGACUUAGCAGGAGCGGUUAGCUUCAGCUCCAUAGUGGAGCAGUUGACCGGUACCUUACCAGGCACCGGUGACCCAGGCACGGGUUGUGCUGGACUGACGACGCGCACCCCUGGCUUGGUGCGUGGAGGAGGAACGGGCCUUACCAGGCUGACGACGCGCACCCCUGGCUUGGUGCGUGGAGGAGGGACGGGCCUUACCAGGCUGACGACUCGCACCCCUGGCUUGGUGCGUGGAGGAGGGACGGGCCUUACCAGGCUGACGACUCGCACCCCUGGCUUGGUGCGAGUGGCAGGAACAGGCCGGGUCGGGCUGGCGACGCGCACCGUAUACUUGGUGCGAGUGGCAGGAACAGGCCGGGCCGGGCUGGCGACGCGCACCGUAUACUUGGUGCGAGUGGCAGGAACAGGCCGGGCCGGGCUGGCGACGCGCACCGUAUACUUGGUGCGAGUGGCAGGAACAGGCCGGGCCGGACUGGCGACGCGCACCGUAUACUUGGUGCGAGUGGCAGGAACAGGCCGGGCCGGGCUGGCGACGCGCACCGUAUACUUGGUGCGAGUGGCAGGAACAGGCCGGGCUGGCGACGCACACCGUAGGCUUGGUGCGUGGAGCAGGGACUGGCCGGACUGGGCUGGCGACGCACACCGUAGGCUUGGUGCGUGGAGCAGGGACAGGCCGGACCGGGCUGGCGACGCACACCGUAGGCUUGGUGCGUGGAGCAGGGACUGGCCGGACCGGGCUGGCGACGCACACCGUAGGCUUGGUGCGUGGAGCAGGGACUGGCCGGACUGGGCUGGCGAUGCACACCGUAGGCUUGGUGCGUGGAGCAGGGACAGGCCGAACCGGGCUGUGGAGACGGAUAGGAGCCCUGGAGUGAAGAGCGGCCACAACCCGUCCUGGCUGAAUGCCUACCCUCACACACUCUGUGUGAGGCAUCCGCACAGGACGUACAGGGCGGUGUAUCCGUAACCUGGUGGCCUCCAGAAUCCGCCCCUUCUUUGCCUCCGUCAGCCCCGUCGUCCAUGCCGUGUGCCCCCCCCUAAAAAUUUUCUGGGGUUGCCUCUCGACCGCCCGACGACGACCCUGAUCACGCCGUUGCUCCUCUCUACGGCGCGCCUCCACCGUCUCUUCUCCCGGCGCUUCCUCCCAUGUCCAGCCCAAGAGCUGCCCCUGGACACGCUGCUUGGUCGUUGCAUGGUGGGUUUUUCUGUCACGAUCGUCUAAGGAGGAGGACCAAGGCGCAGCGUGAUGAACAAACAUACUUUAAUUAGUUAAAGUUUAAACAAUACAAAACAAGAAACGACUCGUGAAAUCCACGGUAUCAAUGACCGAACACGGAACAAAAACCCACAAACACAAAGGGAAAACAGACAGUUUAAAUAUGGCUCCCAAUCAGAGACAACCAGCCAACAGCUGACACUCGUUGCCUCUGAUUGGGAGUCACUCAGGCAAACAUAGAAUACAACAAACUAGAAUGAACACCACAGAAUGAACACACCCUGGCUCAACAUAUAGAGUCCCAGAGCCAGGGUGUGACACCUGGCACAUUCAUACAGGCUCUCAGUCCGUCUGUCCCUGCCUGGCUGUCUGUUGUGUGUCUGAGCUUACGUCCCAAAUGGUGCCCAAUUCCCUGUGUAGUGCACUACUUUUAACCAGGGCCCUUAGGGCUCUGAUCAAAAGCAAUGCACUAUAUAAGGGAACAGGGUGCCAUUUAGGACACAACCUGAGAAAAGCCUCCGGAUGGAAGACUCCCCUUCAGCAGCAGGAAGAGGAAGGAAGAUGACUUCAUGCAGCACAAUGAUAUCCACAUGUCUCAUGUAGUUUUCACCCUCUCAAAGAAAGCUUUCUGUUCUUGGUCUGGCUGUUGAACUAACAUCCACGUGUCUCAUGUAGUUUUCACCCUCUCAAAGAAAGCCUUCUGUUCUUGGUAUGGCUGUUGAACUAACAUCCACAUGUCUCAUGUAGUUUUCACCCUCUCAAAGAAAGCCUUCUGUUCUUGGUCUGGCUGUUGAACUAACAUCCACGUGUCUCAUGUAGUUUUUACCCUCUCAAAGAAAGCCUUCUGUUCUUGGUCUGGCUGUUGAACUAACAUCCAUGUGUCUCAUGUAGUUUUCACCCUCUCAAAGAAAGCCUUCUGUUCUUGGUCUGGCUGUUGAACUAACAUCCACAUGUCUCAUGUAGUUUUCACCCUCUCAAAGAAAGCUUUCUGUUCUUGGUCUGGCUGUUGAACUAACAUCCACGUGUCUCAUAUAGUUUUCACCCUCUCAAAGAAAGCUUUCUGUUCUUGGUCUGGCUGUUGAACUAAUAUCCACAUGUCUCAUGUAGUUUUCACCCUCUCAAAGAAAGCCUUCUGUUCUUGGUCUGGCUGUUGAACUAACAUCCACAUGUCUCAUGUAGUUUUCACCCUCUCAAAGAAAGCCUUCUGUUCUUGGUCUGGCUGUUGAACUAACAUCCACAUGUCUCAUGUAGUUUUCACCCUCUCAAAGAAAGCUUUCUGUUCUUGGUCUGGCUGUUGAACUAACAUCCACGUGUCUCAUGUAGUUUUCACCCUCUCAAAGAAAGCUUUCUGUUCUUGGUCUGGCUGUUGAACUAAUAUCCACGUGUCUCAUGUAGUUUUCACCCUCUCAAAGAAAGCCUUCUGUUCUUGGUCUGGCUGUUGAACUAACAUCCACAUGUCUCAUGUAGUUUUCACCCUCUCAAAGAAAGCCUUCUGUUCUUGGUCUGGCUGUUGAACUAACAUCCACAUGUCUCAUGUAGUUUUCACCCUCUCAAAGAAAGCUUUCUGUUCUUGGUCUGGCUGUUGAACUAACAUCCACAUGUCUCAUGUAGUUUUCACCCUCUCAAAGAAAGCCUUCUGUUCUUGGUCUGGCUGUUGAACUAACAUCCACAUGUCUCAUGUAGUUUUCACCCUCUCAAAGAAAGCCUUCUGUUCUUGGUCUGGCUGUUGAACUAACAUCCACAUGUCUCAUGUAGUUUUCACCCUCUCAAAGAAAGCCUUCUGUUCUUGGUCUGGCUGUUGAACUAACAUCCACGUGUCUCAUGUAGUUUUCACCCUCUCAAAGAAAGCCUUCUGUUCUUGGUCUGGCUGUUGAACUAAUAUCCACGUGUUUCAUGUAGUUUUCACCCUCUCAAAGAAAGCCUUCUGUUCUUGGUCUGGCUGUUGAACUAAUAUCCACGUGUCUCAUGUAGUUUUCACCCUCUCAAAAAAAGCCUUCUGUUUUUGGUCUGGCUGUUGAACUAACAUCCACGUGUCUCAUGUAGUUUUCACCCUCUCAAAGAAAGCCUUCUGUUUUUGGUCUGGCUGUUGAACUAACAUCCACGUGUCUCAUGUAGUUUUCACCCUCUCAAAGAAAGCCUUCUGUUUUUGGUCUGGCUGUUGAACUAACAUCCACGUGUCUCAUGUAGUUUUCACCCUCUCAAAGAAAGCCUUCUGUUCUUGGUCUGGCUGUUGAACUAACAUCCACGUGUCUCAUGUAGUUUUCACCCUCUCAAAGAAAGCCUUCUGUUCUUGGUCUGGCUGUUGAACUAAUAUCCACGUGUCUCAUGUAGUUUUCACCCUCUCAAAGAAAGCCUUCUGUUCAUGGUCUGGCUGUUGAACAAACAUCCACAUGUCUCAUGUAGUAUUCACUCUCUCAAAGAAAGCCUUCUGUUCUUGGUCUGGCUGGAACUAACAUCCACGUGUCUCAUGUAGUUUUCACCCUCUCAAAGAAAGCCUUCUGUUCUUGGUCUGGCUGUUGAACUAACAUCCAUGUGUCUCAUGUAGUUUUCACCCUCUCAAAGAAAGCCUUCUGUUCAUGGUCUGGCUGUUGAACUAACAUCCACAUGUCUCAUGUAGUAUUCACCCUCUCAAAGAAAGCCUUCUGUUCUUGGUCUGGCUGUUGAACUAACAUCCACGUGUCUCAUGUAGUUUUCACCCUCUCAAAGAAAGCCUUCUGUUCUUGGUCUGGCUGUUGAACUAACAUCCACGUGUCUCAUGUAGUUUUCACCCUCUCAAAGAAAGCUUUCUGUUCUUGGUCUGGCUGUUGAACUAACUCCCCCAUCUGGUCGGCUGUGAUAAUCGUUACAUUGACAGUGGGUUGCGUCCCAAAUCGCAUCCUAUUCCCUUUCUAGUGCACUACUUUUGACCAGAGCCUGUUCAAAAGUAGGGUGCCAUUUGGGACGGAGGCAAUGUAUCAAAGGACAUAAAAGACUACUUCCUGUGUGGUCUUACUCGUCUCUGUGGUUGUGUUUCUGUGUCAUUACAUUGACUGUACAUCAAGACACCUCAGUCCAUCAGCUUUUACCCUCUUUGUUUGUGUCCAUGAUUUGCUGUGAUAAUCUUUACAUUGACUUUAUAUCAAGGGAACUUGAAAGGGACCAUAAGGUCUUACCCCUCUCUUUGUGUUUCUCUGUGGCAGGGGAAGUCGGUUUCUCUCACUACGUUCUACAGGACUGCCAGGAAUACUAUGAACAUGUGCUUCAACAAGGAGCCUGGGACGGCUGAGGUGGAGGUAAAGUCUACGUAUCCUAAACUACAUAGGUUGCACUACUUAGGGCCCUAUUCAGAUUUCAGACUUGAGAGAAGUUGACUUUAACAUGGACUUAAAUCAAAACGUUUUGAUUUGUCCAUAUUUUAUUGACUUAAAUCCAUGUUAAGUCUACUUAUUUCAAGUCUGAAUCGGCCCUUAGUGCACUACUUUUGGUCAGGGCCCUGGUCAAAAGUAGUGCACUGUAAAGGGAAUAGGGUGCUAUUUGGGACGCAUCCAUAUAAUCAUAAAGACUAAGUAGUAUAAUUCACUGUGACCAUAUGAAGUGUAACUGUGCCUUUGAGAUGACUGAACAGGUCAUUAACAUAUUCCUCCUCUCCUUUUGUCCAUCUCAGCCAUCCCACUGUGUGAUCUAAUAUCACUACUUGUUAUUCAUCUACAUUAAUGUAACAAACGUUUCUGUCUGUGAUUGCAGCAGGAGUACUGGAACAUCGUGGAGCAGAGGGAAUGUCACGUUGCAGUGCACUGUGGGAAAGUGGACACUAAAACUCAUGGGAGUGGCUUCCCUGUUGGAAAGUCGGAGCCGUUUUCAAAGUAAGGGCCGAUGCAUUAGUUAACAUGAGAACAUAACAGCAUUAUCCUAUCAUAUGAAUUGAGGAUUCUGAAUAUCCUGCUUAUUCCCUCUUGAUUCCGUGAAUCUUCCAACUGGGAUUUCUGGAAAACCUGGGAAAGUUACUGGAAUUUUACAACCCUAUGGACAUGCAUAAAAUUAUGUGUGUUCUGUGCUCUUGUCUCCACUCAAGACAUGGAUGGAACCUUACAGUCCUUCCCAAUAAUUCAGGAUCCAUCUUACGCCAUCUUGGUGCUGUGCCAGGUACUCAUCUAUACCUCUGACCCUCUCAUUUUACACAAGGACCACAGUCAAUUGUAGUGUAAUACAGACAGUUGUAGGUAGCUGCAGAGUGAACUGAAGGACUCUAUCAGCUUAACAACAGUUCCUUGAAUGUAUGUUGCAUUAAGUUUUUAUCUAUCCUCUUUUUAUUGUCACACAAUUCAAUUGUAUUCUGCUAUGAAUGAAGCGAACUUGAACAUACUAGAAAAGCUUGGAAGCCUACUAUGUCUUCCUCUGUGCGUCUACAGGAGUGACCAUUCCGUGGCUGAACAUCGGCAUGGUCUUCUCUACCUCAUGCUGGUCGCGAGACCAUCAUCGCCUUCCAUACAUUGAUUACCUACACACUGGCGCUGACUGCAUUUGGUAAGUAGUGCAGCCCUGCUCACUGCCCUGUCCCAGUUUAAUCCUACUGUCACUCUGGUUCACCACCUGCCACAACCAAUGGAGAACGAGCUCAGCAUCAGGUAGUCAAGCCUGAUCAAAUAGAAGCAAUGGGGAUUCAUUUAAUAGAACUCCCUAAGCGUGGUCAGUACGGUGUGAAGGAAAAGCUGUAUGGCUCAGUUGGUAGAGCAUGGCGCUUGCAACGCCAGGAUAGUGGGUUUGAUUCUCUCGGCCAUCCAUACGUAGAAUUUAUGCAUGACUGUAAGUCACUUUUGGAUAAAACCCAUCUGCUAAAUGGCAUAUAUUAUUAUAUACAUCAGGGAUUCUUGAAAGAUGUGACAAUCUCAAUUUUUCUUCCACAAAUAUUUGUCUUAAUAUUUGAUAGACCAAAUCAUAUAUUUUGAUAGACCAGCAAUCACACCAUGUAAAAGAACAACCUAAUUAUUUUAUUUUCUUCUCAUAAAUUGCAACUAACUGUAUUUAUGUCAACUCCGUCAGACACCAUAAAAGUCAUUUGAUUUUUACAUUUAUUGAUCAUCAAGUGUUUGAAGGCCUUGUUUAAUUCUAACAUUAGAUUGUUCAAAUAUGAAAUACAAAUUUCCAAACUUAUUUUAGUUUUAUUUUAUAACGCUAUAUAAUGCUCCAGGGCUAAUUUUGUUAGUAUUUUGGCAUGUUUUUCUAGAUUCAGAACGUAAAACAACAUAACGGAAACAUUAUCCCAUAUAUCUAACACAGCAAAUAUGUCAAUAGUUUAAGCAUGUGUUGCAGAACAGGGAUUAAAAUAUAUUUCAGAAUAUUAACCCAAAAAAAUCUUACGGGGGUUAGCCAUCAGUGACGGAGUUGACAACAAAUACUCAAAACAGACAUAUUUUCGACUCUAAAAAUAAAAGUUCAAUACAAAUAUUCGUAAAAUAUAGAAAAUGAUUCUUUCAGCACUCUGACGUAGUUGAUGUUAGUCAAAAAUAUUUUUUUAGGGUUGUGACCGUGGUGAUUUCUAUAUUGUUUGUUUAAAUCGAUCAAAAGUAGAGAACUUUCCAGACCAUCGGUGUUCUUGUUGCACUACAUGUAAUGAGGACAUGAAUAAGGGGUCCUUAUGGUAUAGCUGACCCUGCUCAUUCCUGAUUCAUUUAGGGUUUUAGACAAAUCUGACGGAGUUGACCAAAUAUCUGGACACAUUUUUUAGGAAUCACAGUUUUGAGAGAAAUAUUAUUUAAAGUCAGAGAGGGCUAUUGCAAGAAACUAUUGCCAGUUGUUAGAAUUUUAAACACUUUUUUGGAGAGUUUGAAAUUGGGAUCAUUUUCUCCAGACAAUGGCAUUUCCGGGCAUAGAGCCAACAUGGAAAUGAAUAAUAUUGAAAAUAUUUAGAAAAUUCCAAAAGCAAAUCUUUCCCCUUAUAAAACUCCCCUUAAAUGUAAUUGUUAAGCUCAAAUAAUGCAACAAAGUAAAAAAAAAAACUGCUAUAAAAAUCAAGUUUCAUUGCCGGACAAGGAUAUUGUUAUUUACUAGUGCUGUUACGUGUCCACUAUCUUGAACAUGUCAUCAUAUAGUGAUACACAAUUAGACCCUAAUAAUAACUCAUGUAACCCGGGGUCCAGGUACUGUAUUCCUGCUGAGGAGAAGAUGAAGCUGGACAAGGUGGUUCACACACUGCUGCAGGCUAAUGGAACCCCAGGACUGGAGAUGUUGGAGAAGAACAUCAUGGUGAGACAGCAGGAUACACAGGGAACACAUACAGUAUAAACAUGGACUACAUAAACACUGUGCCUACACACACAGGGCUCUGGUGAAAAGUACUGCACUAUAUAGGGAAACAGGGUGCAAGUAGUGCACUAUAUCGUGAAUAGGGUGCCAUUUGGGGUGCGGCCUUGGUCGUCAGGUAAUAUAUGUUCUCUCUCUCCCUCCAGAUCUCUCCGGAGGUGCUGUGUCGAGCGGGGGUCAAAGUGCACCGGACCGUCCAGCAGAGUGGCCAGUUCGUCGUCUGUUUCCCGGGAGCGUUCGUCUCCAAGGUGUGCUGUGGCUACAGCGUCUCCGAGACAGUGCACUUCGCCACCCCCCAGUGGCUGAACACGGGAUACCAGGCUGCCAAGGUUGGAGCCCCCGUUGUAUCAAUACUUGAAGGAAAAUACAUUAGUUCAAAGAAGAGUAUAGUUUAAUUCAGAGCAUAAUUUAUUAUUAUUAUUAUUAUGUUACCUGCCAUGCUAACAUUACUGUAGUAUUUAGUAUAUUGUCACUAGUGGUUGGCAUUGGCAUGUUAAAUGUUUUCACAGAUUAAGUUGUAAGAUCAGUUUGUGUAGUUUAUUGGUCUUCAGCAUUAUUACAGAUUACUUUGCUGUUACAAUAAAUAAAUAGAUAUAUAUUGUUAAAUAAAUAAGACAACUUCAAAAUGCUAUGUCUUUGCUAAAAUUAACGAAAAUCCAUUUUCGUUUAGGAGUCUGACCACAUAGAGAAUGAGCUCCUGUACCAGUCCUGUACAUCUUGGGGGUGGCCAGUUUGACUGAGUUCCAGUCCUGUACAUCUUGGGGUGGCCAGUUUGACUGAGUUCCAGUCCUGUACAUCUUGGGGUGGCCAGUUUGACUGAGUUCCAGUCCUGAAAGCUCCUCACGGAGGGGUGGUAACCAGGCUCUAAAGUCUGACUUAACCAGCUUCCUGGCAAAGUGAACGCAUAGUUUAGUCAGUCAGUCAAUCUGUCUUUUAUCAGUCAGUCAUUCAGAUAGAGUGGACAAACGGAGGGCAGAGUGGCUCUGUGCACCCGGUGUUCCGCCGGUCAAUUCAGUAUCAAAGAUUCUGUUAUUCACAUGGAUCUUAGUUCCCUACACAUCUACUGCAUGAAAGGAGAGAUUUGCGAGGGUUUACCAAAACUGAGCACACCCUUUAAUCUGAACUGGGGGUAUGUUGUGAAAAGGCCCUGUCAUAUCAACAUUUUAACUAUCUCUUACCUCUCCUCCCCAGGAGCUGAAAUGUCGACGCAUAGAGAGGUCCUUCUCUAUGGAGAAGCUGCUGUACCAGAUCGCAAUGUCAGAAUCUAAACGGGAGAAUGGUCUCAUUCCGAGAACCAUGACCUCACUUCUCAAAGACCUCCGGUGGGUUUAACUAUUUAACCGAUGGCAGUAUUAUCAUUGGAGAUCACAGUCUCAAUAGCAGUAUUAUCAUUGGAGAUCACAGUCUCAAUAGCAGUAUUAUCAUUGGAGAUCACAGUCUCAAUAGCAGUAUUAUCAUUGGAGAUCACAGUCUCAAUAGCAGUAUUAUCAUUGUAGAUCACAGUAUCAUUGUAGAUCACAAUAUCAUUGUAUAUCACAGUAUCAAUAGCAGUAUUAUUGUAGAUCACAGUAUCAUUGUAGAUCACAGUAUCAUUGUAGAUCACAGUAUCAAUAGCAGUAUUAUCAUUGUAGAUCACAGUAUCAUUGUAGAUCACAGUAUCAUUGUAGAUCACAGUAUCAAUAGCAGUAUUAUCAUUGUAGAUCACAGUAUCAUUGUAGAUCACAGUAUCAAUAGCAGAUCACAGUACCAAUAGCAGUAUUAUUGUAGAUCACAGUAUUAAUAGCAGUGUUAUCAUUGUAGAUUGAUCAAUAGCAGUAUUAUCAUUGUAAAUUACAGUAUCUUUGUAGAUCACAGUAUCAUUUAGAUCACAGUAAUGGCAGUAUUAUCAUUGUAGAUUAUAGUCGCAGUAUUAUAAUUUUAGAUCACAGUAUCAUUGUAGAUCACAGUAUCAUUUAGAUCACAGUAUCAUUAGCAGUAUUAUAAUUGUAGAUCACAGUAUCAUUGGAGAUCACAGUAUCAUUUAGAUCACAGUAUCAUUAGCAGUAUUAUAAUUGUAGAUCACAGUAUCAUUGGAGAUCACAGUAUCAUUUAGAUCACAGUCCCAUCAUACAUAGAAUGUAAUGCUACUCUUAAAAGGGCAAUCUUUUAAGAGUAGUUCACCCCACUACAACGCGUUCACCCCACCACCUGUUGGAUAAACAGCUGUGGGAUGGGGCUGGAGAAAUGUAACCACUCUCAAGAAGUACAACAUGUACCUAUCGCAAAUCGACCCUUUCAACAACUUAAAAAAAAAAAGGAAACAGUAGCCAUUGAUUACAGACGAUACAUUCGUCUGCUCCACCUGUUCCAGGGAUACAGAGUUGAGACAGCGCAGGGAUCUGUUUGACGCCGGCCUGCGGUCCGUUGCCCGCUACUGUAGCCAUGACAAUCAGGCCUCGUCAGAGAGCAGGAGGAUCCAGCGCCAGUGGCUGAGGCUCGACCCCUCGGACCGACGCUGCCAGGUGUGCCAACAUCUCUGCUACCUCUCCAUGGUGAGUCGUUACUGGGCAUGGAAGGUUGGGCACAAACAUAGGCAGGGAUUCAAUCAAAGGCACGUUGUCGACAAGCACACUGCACGGCCAACAAUGCGCCCGAUGUUCGUGGAGAUGGCAUCGAUGGUUAACUCUGCAGAUGUGAGCUCAAUCGUAAAUGACCUGUAAAAAGACCUCUUGCCGGUAGUGCAGCACGCCUUUGAAUGAAUCCCUGUCUUACUUUAUUGUCCCUGAAGGGAAAAGGUUGUGGUUAUUGUAUGUCCUGAUGGCAUGCUCCUCGUGUCCCUGCAGGUGGUCCAGGAGAGUGAGAACGUGGUGUUCUGUCUGGAGUGUGUCCUGCUGUACGUACAGAAACACAAGUCCUGCCGAGGCCUCAAAAUGAUGUACCGUUACGAUGAGGUACUACACUACACUACACACUACACUACUACAGUAUAAUGCUACAGUACACUACACACUACUGCAGUACACUACUACAGUACACUACACACUACUACAGUACAGUACUACAGUAUACUACAAACUACUACAGUACACUACACACACUACUACAGUACACUACUACAGUAUAAUGCUACAGUACACUACACACUACUGCAGUACACUACUACAGUAUAAUGCUACAGUACACUACACACUACUGCAGUACACUACUACAGUAUAAUGCUACAGUACACUACACACUACUGCAGUACACUACUACAGUAUAAUGCUACAGUACACUACUAGAGUAUAAUGCUACAGUAUACUACAAACUACUACAGUACACUACACACUACUACAGUACACUACACACUACUACUGUACACUACUACACUACAACAGUACACUACUACAGUACACUACACUUAGACCACUCCUGAGUGGCGCAGUGGUCUAAGGCACUGCAUCGCAGUGCUAACUGUGCCACUAGAGAUCCUGGUUCGAAUCCAGGCUCUGUCGCAGCCGGCCGCGACCGGGAGACUCAUGGGCGGCGCACAAUUGGCCCAGCGUCGUCCAGGGUAGGGGAGGGAAUGGCCGGCAGGGAUGUAGCUCAGUUGAUAGAGCAUGGCGUUUGCAACGCCAGGGUUGUGGGUUCGAUUCCCACGGGGGACCAGUAAAAAAAAAAAAAAAUGUAUUCACUAACUAUAAGUCGCUCUGGAUAAGAGCGUCUGCUAAAUGACUAAACUGUAACUGUAAACUACACACUACAACAGUACACUACACACUACUACCGUACACUACACUACAACAGUACACUACAACAGUACACUACUACAGUACACUACACACUACAACAGUACACUACUACCGUACACUACACACUACUACUGUACACUACACUACUUCAGUACACUACACAGUACACUACACACUACUACCGUACACUACACUACAACAGUACACUACUACCGUAUACUACACACUACUACUGUACACUACUACAGUACACUACACACUACAACAGUACACUACUACAGUACACUUCACACUACUACAGUACACUACUACCGUACUACACACUACUACAGUACACUACACACUACUACCGUACACUACAACAGUACACUACUACUGUACACUACUACACUACUACAGUACACUACACACUACAACAGUACACUACUACAAUACAUUUACACACACUACAGUACACUACUACCGUACCUACACACUACUACCGUACACUACACUACACACUACUACCGUACACUAUACACAACAACAGUACACUACACACUACUACCGUACUACACACUACUACCGUACACUACACUACUACAGUACACUACACACUACUACAGUACACUACACACUACUACAGUACACUACUACAGUACACUACACACUACUACCGUACACUACACUACUACAGUACACUACACACUACUAACAGUACACUAUACCCACAACAAACAGUACACUACACACUACACACUACUACAGUACACUACACACUACUACAGUACACUACUACAGUACACUAGUACACUACACACUACUACAGUACUACAGUAUACUACACACUACUACAGUAUACUACACACUAGUACACUACACUACUACAGUACACUACACACUACUACAGUACACUACACACUACUACAGUACACUACACUACUACAGUACACUACACACUACUACAGCACACUGGUCUCAAUUCUUUCUAACAUUUGAUGUAACCUUAUUUAAGCAGGAGUGAAAAUCUGCAGAACAUGAAAGCAGUUCAGCUCAACACCAUCAUUACAUUCCUAGUCCAGAUCCCCAUUAUUAGUCUGUAGGAGGAGGUUAAUUACUACACCCACUCUUCAUGUCAACCCAAAUUCUUCUUCUAAUUCCCCUUCCUCUCAGGACCAAAUCAACCAUCUGGUGAGCAGGGUGUGUGGGAGAGUGCAGGAGAGGAGAGGGACGAGAGGACUCCAGGGCCCCGGGGAGACGUCGCCCCCGGCCAAACGCAGCCCCCGAAACAGAACCUCCAUCACAGUGUCUCUCACCCGCCUCCCCUCCUCCACCCUGCCCAAGACCGCCCUCGGCUCUAAAUAACUCACAUCGUCGGCCGCGCUCCAAUACUUCACAUCCUUCCUUCCUGGGUUCUUUGAGGUAAAACACAGAUCUACAAUUGGUUAGGUUA
Messenger RNA from Coregonus sp. 'balchen', 28529 nucleotides. The record is from the annotation of a GenBank genome assembly. NCBI's taxonomy places the organism in Eukaryota, Metazoa, Chordata, Actinopteri, Salmoniformes, Salmonidae.